AUGGCAGACAUGCUGGAUACCACCAAUCCUAUACAAUGGCUGGCCGUUUUGGCCCCCUUCACCGCGGUCUUGCCAAUUUUGUACAUCCUUUACCAGAGCAUCCUGCCGAAGCCCAUACCUGGCAUUCCAUACAGCAAACACGCUGCAAAGAGCAUUUUCGGUGAUAUCCCGGAUAUGAAGAGAGAAUUACCCGGUAACCUCCUCAGUUGGAUAGGGCAAGACAUUCUUUUACGUCGAAAAGAGCUUGACCGAUCUAGCUUUAUGAGUAAUGUCUUAUCUGGCGAGGCGAAGUUUUUCUAUAUUAUACUUAAGACCGGGCUGGUAGCGGCUCCUAAUAUCUAUAAGAGCGCUUUGUGCCUUCUGGAUCUCUGGAAAAGGAAAGCGUAUCUUGCUGAAGGGAGAGCCUUUUCUGCGGAGAAUGAUGUCUUCUACGCUGCUCUAGAUGCUGUCUUGGACUUCGGCUUUGGCGACGCUGCUCCUAUGAGGGCUCUGAUACCUCAAGUUGAGUUAUUAGCGUCGAUGUCAGCCGCCAACGGAAUGGCCGAACAGAGCUCAGCACACUAUACUGACGUACUGGAAUUUCCAACUGCGUCUAUCGAUCCUGGCCUGGAGGCAACCCUGCAGUCGGCAGAAAACGUUGGCGGGGUAGCAAUGACCGGGUUUCCGAAGCUUGCUUGGUCAGUCAUUGGGCUGAGACCGAGUGUACGCCGAGGAAGAGCGGUGCGAGACGAUUUUCUCGUUGACCAGGUCCUGCAGGCAUCGGACAGAUUCAAAACUCAACUUCGGGAUGUUGACAAUGAGGACAAACACGUUAAGUCUGCAAUUGACUUGAUGGUGCGGAGACUGAACAGUGUCAUGGAGAAAGAAGGCCACCUUCUUCCUGACUGGAUCGAGACUAUGAGAGCUGAGCACAACCCUCUGUUGGGGCAUCAAUUCAUUGCGGAUGACCAAGCAGUUCAGCAAAGACUUUUUGAAAGCAUUCAGAGCUUUCACACCGCAGCAAGUAGUGAGGGUCGUCUUCCUACACACGCUGAGAUUUGCGACGCAAACAUACCGUACCUGGACGCAGUUAUUGAGGAGAUGCUUCGGCUUGCUCAUACAGCGACCAGUCAAGAUCGAGAAUGCAGAGAAGAUACAGUCAUCUUAGGCCAUGUCAUCCCCAGGGGUACCACCGUUAUCGUCCCAAACCAGGGCCCAAGCUUUACUGAGCCGGGAUAUGAGAUUGAGGAACGCCUGCGGAGCCCAUCUUCGAGAAAAGCAGCCGCCGAUUUUGGUUCCAGGGUCUGGGACUCCCACGAGAUGGGCAGGUUCGAGCCGGACCGUUGGCUUGUACGGGAUGAGAAGGGUAAUGAUGAAUACAAUGCUUCUGCUGGACCGACCUUGCCCUUCGGCCUUGGACUUCGCGGUUGCUUCGGACGAAAGCUGGCAUACAUGGAAAUGAAGCUUUUGAUCACCCUCUUGAUCUGGUCAUUCGAGUUCCAAAAGUGCCCAGAGAACUUGUCGAGUUAUGAAAGUAUUACAAGCCUUACACGGAAGCCUGUGCAGUGCUACGUGCGCUUGAAGGUUCGUUAA
Colletotrichum scovillei is the source of this 1572-nucleotide messenger RNA. Its product is annotated as cytochrome P450. Bases 1 to 1572 code for a protein of 523 amino acids. The transcript is spliced from 4 exons. Gene Ontology annotation, molecular function: oxidoreductase activity, acting on paired donors, with incorporation or reduction of molecular oxygen; heme binding; iron ion binding. The record is from RefSeq and is a predicted model, not a curated record. Lineage: Eukaryota; Fungi; Ascomycota; Sordariomycetes; Glomerellales; Glomerellaceae.